Lathyrus sativus (Indian pea) is the source of this 1137-nucleotide messenger RNA. The record is from the annotation of a GenBank genome assembly. NCBI's taxonomy places the organism in Eukaryota, Viridiplantae, Streptophyta, Magnoliopsida, Fabales, Fabaceae.
AUGGAUUUCUACAGAAAUUUGAUGGGCAAAAAGGAUAAUAACCCGAGCCACAUUGACAUUAAAGCCAUGAGGUUGGGUGCCCAAUUGAACAUGGAACAGAGGGAAUACCUCAGCAAAAACAUCACUGAGGAAGACAUCACCAAAGCUCUUAAGGGAAUUGGAGACCUCAAAGCUCCUGGCCUGGAUGGAUAUGGAGCCAGAUUCUUCAAGGCCAGUUGGGCAACCAUUAAAAAGGAUGUGAUUGCAGCGGUUAAUGAGUAUUUUGAGACAGGUAGAAUGUACAAACCUUUCAAUAAUGCUAUUGUUUUCCUGAUUCCAAAAAGCAAUAAGACUUGUGAAAUUAAGGACUACAGACCUAUAGCUGUCUGCACCACUUUCUACAAGAUCAUCUCCAAGAUCCUAAUUGACAGACUAGGAACUGUACUACCUAAUGUGGUGAGCCACAACCAGACUGCUUUUGUAAAAGGCCAGAACAUUCACAACCACAUCAUGCUUGCUACUAAACUGCUAAAGGGCUACACUAGGAAAGCGGACACACCUAGAAUUAUGAUGCAAAUAGACCUCCAAAAAGCAUAUGACAUGGUCAGCUGGCAAGCUUUAGAAUCCAUUAUGAAGGAGAUGGGCAUUCCUCGUAAGUUCAUCCAAUGGACCAUGCUAGGCAUCACCACUGUAUUCUACAGAUUCAACAUCAUGGGAGAAUACACUGAGGUGUUACCGGCAAAGCGUGGAAUUCGACAGGGCGAUCCUCUCUCACCCAUUCUUUUUGUUCUUAUAAUGGAAUACAUGAACCGACUAUUGAUCAAAAUGCAAAGAGAUCCAAACUUCAAUUACCAUGCCAAAUGUGAAAAGCUAAAAAUUACCAACCUCACAUUUGCAGAUGAUAUACUGUUGCUCUGCAGGGGGAAAAACCUUAUUGGAAAUGAUUUUAGAAACCUUUCGACAGUUCUCCAACUUCACAGGACUGCUGAUGAAUCCCAACAAAUGCAAAAUUUACUUUGGAGGUCUGGAUACGGAAACCAGACAAAAUCUGAAGGCGCUGUCUGGCUUCCAAGAAGGGAUGCUUCCUUUCAAAUACUUAGGAAUCCCCUUAUCAAGCAAGAGACUCACCAUCAGCCACUUUAUGCCCCUGGUGGAUAA